AUUUAAAGUUCAACCCACACAAGAGUUGAUCUUUAAACGAAGCGCCCUUUUUUUUUUUUUCUUAAUUGUACACCACAAAAAUUGGAAUCUUUCAUAGUGUUUGUGGAAGAAAAUGGAGAGAGGAGACAGAGAAGAGAGAAAGUUCUCUUUACAUUCACCUCUGAUCCAAGUAUCGAGAGAGAAUAGUGAUGCUGCACUUAAUGUUAAUGAGGGAGGGAGAAUCAAUGAAAGGGGUACAAGUAUAUCAUCAAAUAAGAAAAUUUUUGAAGAGGUAAAGAAGCAGCUAUGGCUAGCAGGGCCUCUGAUAUCUGUGAGUCUAUUACAGAAUUUUAUACAGAUCGUAUCUGUGAUGUUUGUGGGGCACCUUGGGGAACUACCUCUCUCGGGUGCUUCAAUAGGUACUUCCUUUGCAUCAUUCACUGGUUUAAGCUUACUGACUGGAAUGGCAAGUGCACUGGAUACCCUCUGUGGACAGUCAUAUGGAGCAAAGCAUUAUCAAAUGUUGGGCAUACACAUGCAGAGAGCCAUCUUUGUUCUUGUUAUUGUUAGCAUACCCCUAGCGAUCAUUUUGGCAAACACAAGAUCCAUUCUAGUAUUUCUAGGCCAAGACUAUGACAUUGCCAAGGAAGCAGGACAGUAUGCUAGUGCCAUGGUCCCCAGCCUUUUUGCAUAUAGUUUUCUUCAGUGUCUAGUCAGAUUCUUACAAGCACAAUACAUUGUUUUCCCAAUGAUGUUAUGUUCUGGCAUCACAAUUCUGUUUCACAUUCCUGUUUGUUGGGCUCUGGUGUUCAAAUCUGGCCUUGGAAGUAGAGGUGCUGCCUUUGCGAAUGCGAUAUCCCAUUGGUCGAAUGUGUUGUUGUUGGCUUGUUAUGUCCGGUUCUCUCCUUCCUGUGCCAAAACCUGGACAGGGUUUUCAAAUGAGGCAUUGCACAACGUUCUCACUUUUAUUCGGCUCGCUAUUCCAUCAGCUGUUAUGCUUUGCUUGGUGUCAUGGUCAUUUGAAAUGGUGAUUCUAGCGGCUGGUCUUCUGCCUAAUCCGGAGUUGGAAACUUCUGUGCUCUCUAUCAGCCUCAGUACAGCUGGCAUAGUUUGGAUGAUCCCAUUGGGAUUAAGUGGAGCAGCAAGCGUUCGAGUGUCAAAUGAAUUAGGGGCAGGGCAUCCAGACACUGCGCGUUUAGCAGCAUGUGUAGUCCUGGUCAUCACCAUUACUCAGGGCCUUUUGGUGGGAUCAGUCUUGAUAUUGAUACGAAAAAUAUGGGGCUAUGCUUAUAGCAACGAAAUGGAAGUGGUUAGAUACUUAGCAGCCGUGAUGCCAAUUCUAGCAGCGUGUAACUUCUUGGAUGGACUUCAAUGUGUUCUUUCAGGGAUUGUUAGAGGAAGUGGAUUGCAGAAGAUUGCUGCAUAUAUCAAUCUAGGAUCAUUUUACUUUGUGGGAAUCCCAUCAGCUAUUCUCCUAGCUUUCAUACUCCACAUUGGGGGAAGGGGGCUCUGGCUGGGGAUCAUCUCUGCCCUUAUUGUUCAAGUAUCUUCUCUUCUAAUUAUUCUCAUACGCGCUAACUGGGAGCAAGAGGCAAAGAAAGCUUUAGAGAGAGUCUACAACUCUACAGUCCCUGUGGAUAUGGUGUGAUGAAGCUGAUUGUCGAACUCACCUAGUUUUCUACGAGUAAUCUUCGGUUGCUUGUUUAUCCCGAGACAUGGGAGAUAUCUCCAAUUUAGAAAUCCUAUUGCUCAUUGGGCUUGACCCAAUCAUCUCUUAGGCUUCUUGGAGCCUAAUAAUUCAAUUCAAUAUAUAUUGAGAUGUUUA
Messenger RNA from Rubroshorea leprosula, 1804 nucleotides. Lineage: Eukaryota; Viridiplantae; Streptophyta; Magnoliopsida; Malvales; Dipterocarpaceae. The record is from the annotation of a GenBank genome assembly.